UCUCUCUCUCUCACCUCCUCCUUAGCUUCUUCUGUCUUCUUCCUCGUCCUUUUCUCUGUAUCUAGCCGCCCUCUUCUCCUUCUCGAUCACCAUCUUUUUCUAAACGCAAUCUCACCUUGUCACUGGUCUCAAGAUGGGUUCAAUCACCAAACAUCCAGCGGUGCCAAGAUGAUCGCCUUGUCUCCUUCUUCCCGACGACGACGACACUGCUGCAGAUCGAGGCGGAUAGAUUGAACCCAAAAGAAGACGAUCAUUUGGAUAUUUCCACAAAUUAUUUCAAGAUCUAAUCUUUUCGGCAAUUUUGGCACUUUUUCUCAGGGGAUUUAUCGACGAUCUGAUCUGACUCUUUCCUUAUUCUCAGCACUAAGCAAGCACACAAUGACUUCAAUUUUGGCCAAGGGGGGUAGCUGCAGCAACAAUCAAGUCUUUCCUUUGAUGUCAAACCAAGAAAACGGAACAAGGAAUAAGAGAAAAUUUCAGCCUGAUACUUCUUCUGGGGACCUGAAUAAGGUAGUAUCUGUAUCUGAUUGGCCAAGUUAUGAGUUCUCAGCUAACAAAAUCGAGAAAACCCAAAACCAUGGACAAGGCAAUGUAUGUGCUGGGUGUGGCAUUAUGCAUGACCAUUCAGAUGCUAAAUUAAACCUUGCAUUGUCUACUGCAGUUGGAUCAUUUCAGGUUGGUCCAAGCCGACCCCGAGAGGAAAUAGAUGCAUAUGAUGAGUUCCGUGAUAUAACUGAUUGGAGUGAUCUUACAGAAUCGCAACUGGAAGAGCUUGUCUUAAUGAACCUCGACACCAUGUUCAAGAGUGCAAUCAAGAAAAUAAUGGCUUUUGGUUACAACAAAGAAGUUUCUACUAAAGCUGUAUUAAGGUCGGGCAUCUUAUAUGGAUGUAAAGACCCUGUCUCAAAUAUAGUUGAUAAUGCUAUAACAUUCAUUAGAAAUGGACAAGUCAUUGAUCCAACUAUAGAGCACUACUUUGAUUGUUUGCAACAAAUGGAGAAGUAUACAUUGGUUGAACUGGUCUGUAUCUUACGUGAUAUCAAACAUUUGAACAGCACUGGGAAUGCCUUGUGGUGCUUGUUAAUUUGUGACAUGAAUGUUACGCAGGCUUGUGCAAUGGAUGUUGAUGCAUCGAAUAGUUUAGUCACUCACGUUGAACCAAAUCAAAGUGACUCUUCUCCUCCUAUUCAGGCUCAAUUGGGAAGUGAACUCGCAGUAGGCUCAGAAUGUUGUUUAUCAAAAAAAUCCUCUAACAAGAAUCCAUCACUUGUUGCCAAUGGUACCUGUCAGUGUGAACCCAACAUCACAUGUUCAACUCCUAUAGCAGAUAAUUAUCAGCCGGACUUUGUAACACCUAAGAGUUCGUUUGUUUUAAAUGGAAGGAAUGACAAUAAGACUCCAGCUUUUGAUGACAUCGAUAAAUCCUUUGUUUCUGGCAAUACAGCCUAUUGUCAUGCUCCUGGUCAGAAGUCUGCAACUAGUAGUAGAAAAACUUCGGGCAUUUCUAAGAGAGACCAUAUACUUCGGCAAAAAUCACUUCAUAUGGAGAAAAAUGGCCGUCCGUAUAGCUCUAAAGGGAGCAGCGGUUCAAGGAAAGUAUAUGGUUUUGGAGGUUCGAUUUUGGACAAGAAAGUGAAGCCAGUGUUAGAUUCUAUGUCUCAUAACCUGAAACAUGCAUCAUUAAAUGCAAGCAAGAAUGCCCCUCAGGAUAACAAACCCCAUAACUUAUCUGCAACAUUUAAUAACCCGGAAGCUGUUAAAGUCGUUUCCACCUCAUAUAGUAGUACCAAUAUACCACUGAUUGCACCUUUAACUUCCAGUAGCGUAUCUUCUUUACCUUUAGCCAACACAGAGCUUUCACUUUCAUUUCCUUCGGGAAACUAUUCACAUGGAAAUGGAAAUUCUGGGAUGCCAAAUGAUCAGAGUAUCAACAACUGGAUAGCACAAAGCAAGAAGGAUGAUAUGAUUUUGAAGUUGGUUCCAAAAGUCAGGGAACUGCAAAAUCAGCUCCAGGAAUGGACAGAAUGGGCCAAUCAGAAAGUUAUGCAGGUAACUCGUAGAUUGAGUAAAGAUAAAGCAGAGAUCAAAACACUAAGACAAGAUAGAGAAGAAGUGGAAAGAAUUAAGAAAGAGACUCAAACUUUGGAGGAAAACACAAUGAAGAAGCUCCCUGAGAUGGAGAAAGCAUUGGGAAAAGCUGGUGGACAGGUAGAGAAAGCUAAUGCUUCUGUUCGGAGACUUGAAAUGGAAAAUGCAGUUUUGAGGCAAAACCUGGAGGCUGCUAAACUGCAAGUUGCCGAAUCUACUACUACCUAUAUGGAGGUAUUAAAGAGGGAGAAGAAGUCGCUGCAAAAAUUUCAAACACGUGGGAAGGAAAAUACCUUGUUUCAUGAAGAACUUACAUCUGAUAAGCACAUGUUGGCUCAACUUCAACAAAAAAUCGAACAAGCUAAAGAUGUUAAAGAGAAACUUGAGGAAAGAUGGAAACGGGAAGAGAAGGCAAAGGAAGAAUUACAGUGUCAUGUGAAUUCAAUUAGAAAAGAAAGAGAGGAAGCAGGAAGGUCGUAUAGAUUGAAGGAAGAUGACAUUAAAGUGAAAAUAGCUUGUAGUAUGCAAAAGUACAAAGAAGAUGUGGCGGGACUUGAGAAAGGAAUAUCAGAACUGAGGUUAAAGAGUGAUUCAUCAAAAAUAGAAGCUUUAAGAAGGGGCAUAGAUGGAAGUAAGUCAGUAGUUUCUAAGGAAGAAUUGGAAAUGGUGGAUUUGUUGUCGGGAAUAGGGAGGAUGCAUUUGCAGGAACUGGAUGAUCGAGAGGAGGAUGAAUACUGUGUGAAACGGGAGAGAGAAUGCGUAAUGUGCCUUUUCCAGGAAAUGGUAGUGGUUUUUCUUCCAUGUGCUCAUCAAGUAGUGUGUGCUGCAUGCAAUGAACUCCACAAGAAACAAGGAAUGACAGAAUGCCCGUCCUGCAGGGCCUUCAUCGAGCAACGUAUUUAUGUACGCUUUGCUCAUACUUGAACUUAUCACCAUUCACUACACACCCUAUUUUAUAUAUUAUAUAUAUAUAUAUAAUGUUCAUUUGGUUCUCUAUGUUUGUGUGCUAAAUAAUGGCAUUUUGAUGAACAAGGAUGAAAAGGGGAGUCUUUUCGAAUAAUUCAGAUUGCUUCCCUUCAUUCAAAACAUUGUAUGAAUGUGUCAUGAUUGUUUUUGGCACACUCCAAUUUGGACUAUACUGGUUUCUUUAAUAAAAAAAAAUAUACUAUUGAUAUU
This is a messenger RNA of Impatiens glandulifera, 3264 nucleotides long. RefSeq names its product putative E3 ubiquitin-protein ligase RF298. The transcript has 3 exons. Bases 379 to 3012 code for a protein of 877 amino acids. The record is from RefSeq and is a predicted model, not a curated record. Lineage: Eukaryota; Viridiplantae; Streptophyta; Magnoliopsida; Ericales; Balsaminaceae.